CAUAUCGACUGACGUCUCAAAAUGAGUGAACAAGAAGAAUCUUCCGCUUCAUUAAACUCUCGCAGACGUGAGAUGGAGAAAAAGAUGAGUGACAAGGCUUCUGCGGUCCUAACUGAGUUCCGUCUGGGGGGAAAACUGUGUGACGUGGUGAUGAAAGUGGGCGACACUGAGUUCAAUGCCCACAAGAUCAUCCUCUGUAGCUGCAGCUCGUACUUUCGAGCUCUCUUCACCGGUGCCUGGGCGACCUCAAACAAGCAGAUAUAUACCAUCCCUGGGGUGACGCCCGAAAUGAUGCAGCUCAUCAUCAACUACGCCUACACCCGCUCUGUUACUGUGACAGAGGAUAACGUGUUGGAGGUUUUAGCGACUGCAGAUCAGUUCUUGGUCCCGGGGAUCAUUCACACCUGCUGCCUGUUCCUGGAGGAGCAGCUGUGCCCGAAGAACUGCAUCGGCAUCUGGAGGCUGGUGGACUUCUACCACUGCCCUGAGCUGAAGGAGAAAGUCUUCCUCUACAUCCUGCACCGCUUCGAGGAGAUAGUUUGUGUCUCACAGGAGCUCCUGGACCUCUCUGUGCGGCAGCUGGGUGCUAUCGUUGAGAACGAUCACCUCAACGUGAAAGGAGAAAACACAGUGUUUGAGGCCGUUCUCGGCUGGAUUAACCACCUGCCUGAACAAAGACGAUUGUACAUCUCUGUGCUGUUGCGCAAGGUGCGGCUAGGCUUGAUGACCCCUAGUUACCUCCAAAACAACGUGGUAGACAACGCUGUGAUAAAGGACUGCGUCGAGUGCACAUCCAUCAUCAAUGAUGCAGUGACGGCAUGUAUGGAUUUUAGGGCCAGUGGACGCUCAAAAUCUGUCUACAGUAACCUGCUGACCCGCCCACGCUUGCCGUCUGUCAUUUUACUGGUCACCGGAAGUGUUGAUGCCAGAUGUGCUCCGAACUGCAUGGAGGCGUAUGAUGCCCGAGCUGACUCCUGGGUCACCGUGAACACCGAGCAGAUUUGGCGCACUCACCACGGCGCCGCCGUCCUCAACAAUGUUGUGUACUUAAUCGGUGGCUGCAGCCACGAAGUUUACUUCAGGACGGUGCAAAAGUUUGACCUCGUCACCCGCACGUGGCACCAGGUGGCGCCCAUGUACUCCCACCGCUGCUAUAUCAGCGUAGCUGUGCUGAACGGGUGCAUUUAUGCCAUUGGAGGCUUCAAUGGACACACCUACUAUAAGACUGUCGAGUGCUACAAGCCCGAGACUGACCAGUGGAACAUGAUUGCACCUAUGACUACAAAGAGGUGUGGGGCCAGUGCCACAACUCUGAAUGGAAAGGUGUACGUUUGUGGGGGUUUCAAUGGGCGUCACAGCCUCUCCACAGCUGAAUGCUACGACCCGAACACCAACCAGUGGACCAUGAUCGCCCCCAUGAGGAGCUGCCGCAGUGGCCUGGGUGUCGCUGCCUACAGAGGCCGUAUCUAUGCAGUUGGUGGCACCAUUGGCAACAACUCCCACCUGCGCAGCGCUGAGGCCUACAACCUCCAGACCGACAGGUGGAGCAACGUGCCCUCCAUGUACAGCCCCCGCAGCUACUUCGGCAUUGAGGUGGUGGACGACCAGCUGUUUGUGGUCGGAGGACACAACGGCUCCACCACUCUGUUAGCUGUGGAGCGCUACGACGAGGAGGCCGGUAUGUGGUACAGUGCCUCUGAUACCGUGAUGCCCCGCAGCGGACUGAGCUGUUGUGUGCUGCACGGACUCUACAGCGUGGUGGAGGACUUGUUCCCUCGUGGUCCCCUGACAGAGGAGGACCCUCAACUUUGUUAA
This is a messenger RNA of Morone saxatilis (striped sea-bass), 1815 nucleotides long. Its product is annotated as kelch-like protein 10. Gene Ontology annotation, molecular function: protein binding. The record is from RefSeq and is a predicted model, not a curated record. NCBI's taxonomy places the organism in Eukaryota, Metazoa, Chordata, Actinopteri, Moronidae. The coding region runs from base 22 to 1815 and encodes 597 amino acids. The transcript has 5 exons.